Messenger RNA from Penicillium cinerascens, 1785 nucleotides. Its product is annotated as dolichyl-P-Glc:Man(9)GlcNAc(2)-PP-dolichol alpha-1,3-glucosyltransferase ALG6. Gene Ontology annotation, cellular component: endoplasmic reticulum membrane. Bases 1 to 1785 code for a protein of 594 amino acids. The record is from RefSeq and is a predicted model, not a curated record. Gene Ontology annotation, biological process: protein N-linked glycosylation. NCBI's taxonomy places the organism in Eukaryota, Fungi, Ascomycota, Eurotiomycetes, Eurotiales, Aspergillaceae. Gene Ontology annotation, molecular function: dolichyl pyrophosphate Man9GlcNAc2 alpha-1,3-glucosyltransferase activity. The transcript is spliced from 3 exons.
AUGGCCCCUCCCACUCCUUCCUCGCACCGCCCGCGCAAGAAGAGAAAGUUCACGACCAGCCCCGGCUCAAACAACAACCUGAUCUUGGACGCUGGAGACGGGAAGCAGACGCCCACCUUCCCGCUUGUCUCGUUUCUCUGGGCUGCACGUGCAGGCGUAUCGCAAUGGCUGAUACUGCCGCUCGUCCUUAUGGCUGUCGGCCUCUUCCGCUGGGCUGUCACUCUGUGGGGUUACUCUGGCUUCCAGGUACCCCCAAUGUACGGUGACUUCGAGGCUCAAAGACAUUGGAUGGAGAUCACCCAGCACCUACCAAUGGCCAAAUGGUAUCUGUACGACUUGCAGUACUGGGGUCUCGAUUAUCCCCCUUUGACCGCAUACCACAGUUGGUUAUUCGGCAAGAUUGGUUCCGCCAUUGAGCCCGCAUGGUUCGCAUUAGACAAAUCGCGCGGGUUUGAGGAUCCCAACUUGAAGGUUUACAUGCGCGCUACCGUCGUCAUCUCUGAGUACCUCGUGUACGUUCCGGCCAUCGUCACCUUCCUUCGUCGUUAUACUCGGAUGCAGGGUGUGCAUGCGUGGUCUGCCUCGAUUGCUCUUGUCGCGGUUCUCCUCCAGCCUGCCACCAUUCUCAUCGAUCAUGGCCAUUUCCAGUACAACACCGUAAUGCUGGGCCUGGUAGUUGCCAGUUUGGAUGCCAUCUUGGCCGGGCGUAUGCUGUGGGCCUGUAUCUUCUUUGUGGGAGCUUUGGGUUUCAAGCAGAUGGCGCUUUAUUACGCACCUGUCAUGUUUGCUUACCUUCUGGGAGUCUGCGUCUUCCCCCGGAUCCGUAUCCUGCGGUUGGUCAACAUUGCCUUGAUCACGGUUGCCGCUUUUGUUCUGCUGUUCGCACCGCUCCUGGUCGGUGCAACCAAUGUUGAGGCUCGAGAAUUCAUUGCUUCCUCGCCGCAGCCUCCUCUACUUCAGGCACUGCGGGUCUCUCUCGACAAGAGAUCUGUGGCAUAUGCAAUUAUCUUCCAACUGACACAAACCAUUCACCGCGUGCUGCCUUUCGCUCGCGGUAUCUUCGAGGACAAGGUUGCGAAUGCCUGGUGUGCCAUCCACACAUUCUACAAGCUCAACCGGUUCGAGACUUCGCUACUCCAGCGAGCCUCGCUCGGUGCCACCCUGGGUUCGAUAAUCGUUCCAUGUGCCAUCAUUUUCCGUCAUCCGCGGGCCUCGCUUAUUCUUCCUGCGAUGUCCUGCGUCUCCUGGGGAUUCUUCCUUUUUUCUUUCCAAGUGCACGAAAAGAGUGUUCUCCUCCCUCUCCUUCCGAUGACUCUCUCGCUCGCCGGUGACAGCGGACUGAACAAGGAGAACCGCGCCUGGGUUGGCCUAGCGAAUAUCCUUGGCUCAUGGACCAUGUACCCGCUUCUGAAGCGCGAAGAGCUGUCUGUGCCGUAUGCCGUGAUGACCCUUCUCUGGGCGUAUCUCCUCGGACUUCCUCCUCUCUCCUUCGAGACAUACCGGAGCCGAUCAUCGCUCGAAGACUCAAACUCACAAUUUGAACUUAAUAUCUUCACAAAGCUCUUGCACUUUGCGUUCUACAUUGCUAUGAUUGCCUGGCAUGUCCUCGAGGCGUUCGUGGAGCCCCUUCCCGGUAAGCCGGAUCUGUGGGUGGUUCUCAACGCCCUCGUCGGAGCCGGCGGAUUCGGAAUUAUUUACCUCUGGUGCAUGUGGAAGUUGAUCAUACAGUGUCGCAAGAUCGAUCUUCAGGUGGCGGAAGAAGAGAGUCGAAAGAAGAAGCAGUAA